GCCACUCUACUUUGCCUCUGACCGACCCGAAUGGCUGACGGAAAUUACCGAGAGAUCGAUCUCGAGCGAGUAUGGAUGCCCACUCUCAUAAUAGCUAGCUAGGCUCAGCUCGAAGCUCUGCGAGCCCAUGGCCUAUGGCGGAGCAUCCGAAACCAUGCAUGCAUCGUGCAUGGUGUGUGAGUUAUGUGAGCUUUCGACUCGACUCUCUUGCAGCUAGCUUGGACUGAAGUUUGAACUCGUGGCCUGUGGGGUUCUGAAUGUUUAGUUAAUAUCCGCCUUACCAGUUGCGGUGCUUCCUUCCUGAUCAUUUUGAAUAAAUAAGCAUUUUUACCUUCCCCUGAUUCGCGGUUCUUAUUCAUUAUUGAGUGUGAAUGGUUCUCUUCCCCCCUCCCCUCCAUCAGUGAAGAACAGACCAACCUGUGUGACAAGGGAUAAUGUCAUGGCUUGCUCAGAAUGAGUGAAGAAAAUACUUCAGCCGGGUCUGCAUUAGUGGAAGCGAUUCCGCCCGACGGCCCAAUAGGGGGCGUCCCACUUGCCAAACCCAUUCAUAUCCAGCGUCUGGAACAAGCUGUCCGCUUGGACUCAUUUCUUGACUUUGUGGAUCGGUGCAUGGAAGAGCCCUUAGUAGAGGAAGAAGCAACAGUAAAGGACAGAGAUAUAGAAGAGGUUGGGAAAGAAUUUGUACCCGAGACUCAGUCAAAUCCUGUCAUUGACCAGGAUUAUCUAGCAGAUGUUAAAUGUGAUCAAGAUAUUGUUGACACUGAUACAUUAGCCAAAGCAGAGAGAAGAUCAGACAAGAGAAAGUUUUUCAAUUUUGGGAAGGUGAAGAAAAAUAGGAGGUGGCUGAAGGCCAUACUAUUAAGUGACUCUUCCGAUCUUGAGGAUGAGGAAGAGGAAGACAAGUCUCUCUCAAAAAAUGACCUUCGGGAAAUGCUAAGACUUCACAAAUUUGGGAGACAGUGUAAAAACCAGUUCUACAUAGAAAGCGAACUUCAACAAUACCAGUACUACAGUGCAGGACUUUUGUCAAACUACGACAAAUUCCUGGACCAUCAGAGGACAAUCCUUGGCCCCAAGAAAGCCAAGAAAACUUCCAGCAGUAGUAAAAUCAAAGAAAAACUCAAGCGAGAGAGAGAAAGGAAAGAAAGCGAGGAGCAGGGUGAGCCACAGAUGAUGCAGGAGUGUGUCUCAGACUAUGAUGGCUCAGUAGCUGUGUUUCAGGAUGCUAAUAGAAAGUUCACCUCAAUCAAGGACGUUGAUGCCAGAAGGAAGAGAAUAUGGCUGGCCAUUGCAAAGAGAGAUAUCCCCAAGGCCCACAAACAUCGUGCCUCUGUGCACAACAACAUACUGACAAACUGUCGGAAGAUGGCGCAGGGAUGCCAGAAGGAGCUACGUCGUGCAGCCAUCCAGUCUCAGAGGCUGUGCAAGGAAACUCCUUACAAGGCAAGACGUCUUACCCGAGAGAUGAUGGCAUUCUGGAAACACUAUGAGAAGGUGGAGAAAGAACAUCGCAGGAAGGCUGAGAAAGAAGCUCAGGAACAGAGGAGAAUCGAUGAUGAGUUUAGAGAGGCAAAGCGUCAGCAGCGCAAAUUGAACUUCUUGAUCACGCAGACCGAACUCUACGCACAUUUCAUGAGCCGUAAGCUGACUGGCCAGGGGGAGGAGGAGAGAAAUCGCAUACUCAAUAUGUUAGAUGAGAAGACGCCUCAACGACAGCGUACCGUCAAAGAGGGCCUUCUGGUGGAUAUAGAAACAGAUGAUUAUGAUACUGAGACAAUGAAACAACGUGCCUUAUUAAAUGUGACUAAUGCAUACAACUCAUUUGAGAACUCAAAGAAAGAUUUUGAUGGUGAUUCGACUUUGCCACAACAAGAGUCUGCUUUCAGCUUGUCGACUCCCUCUAUGGACACAGUGCAGAACCCUCAACCGUCCAUGUUCCGAGGGACAUUGAAGGGAUACCAGCUCAAAGGGAUGAACUGGUUGGUUAACCUGUAUGACUGUGGUAUCAAUGGGAUUCUAGCUGAUGAGAUGGGGCUGGGAAAGACUGUACAGAGCAUUGCCUUUUUAGCCCAUCUAGCUGAGAGCCAAGGUAUCUGGGGUCCAUUUCUUGUGGUUGCACCUGCAUCUACUCUCCACAACUGGACUCAAGAGUGCAGUAGAUUUGUGCCAAAGCUAAGGGUUUUGCCAUAUUGGGGAAACCCCCAGGACCGGAAGACUCUGCGUAAGUUCUGGGGCCAACGCCCACCAGUUCUCCACACAGAACAAGCCGAGUUCCACAUCCUGGUGACGAGCUAUCAGCUGGUUGUUCAGGAUAUCAGGUACUUCCAACGUAUCAAGUGGCAUUACAUGAUCCUUGAUGAAGCCCAAGCCAUCAAGAGCAGCUCUAGUGUUCGUUGGAGACUACUACUUGGGUUCAACUGUAGGAACAGGUUACUGCUCACAGGAACACCUAUCCAGAACAGUAUGGCUGAGUUAUGGGCCUUGCUUCAUUUCAUCAUGCCAACACUGUUUGAUAGCCAUGAAGAAUUCAAUGAUUGGUUCUCAAAGGACAUAGAGAGUCAUGUAGAAAAACAAUCUGGAUUUGAUGAAGAGCAACUAUCUCGAUUGCACAUGAUCCUGAAACCAUUCAUGUUGAGAAGAGUCAAGAAAGAUGUGGAGAAUGAACUCUCAGACAAGAUUGAGAUCUUGAUGUACUGUCAGCUGAGUACCCGUCAACGUCUAUUCUACCAAGCCAUUAAGAACAAGAUCUCCAUUGAAGACCUCUUCAAGUCCCAUUCCUCCUCCACCUCACAGACACAAACCAAUAAUCUCAUGAACCUUGUCAUGCAGUUUAGAAAGGUAUGCAAUCAUCCAGAGUUAUUUGAGAGAAGGGAUACUAUGUCUCCAUUCCAUACUCACCUUGAUGAAGUUACGUUACCAAGGCUACUGCUUCAAGAAGGCAUCGUUGAAAACCAACCGUUCAGAAACAAGGUCCUGUACUACAUGCUAUCGGUAUUCUCAGUGGAGAACAUCCAUUCCUCUCUGUUUGGUGAACUCUGCUCUGGUCACUCUAGAUCAGCUUUCUCAUUCUCCUGCUUUGUGGAGAUCACACCAGCUCAGCUCCAGUCCUUGAAGAGUGGGCUGAUGGCUAGUUGGCUCCUCCUUUUCCUAGUCAUGAAGGCUGCCUACAGGGUCUAUCUUGAUGGUACCUGGAAAGAGACAAUCAAAGGCAAUAGGAGACUUCUUCACUUGCAACCGCUCCGUGCCACCAGUCAAGCCAGCCGAUCCUGCAGCCCUGUCCUACAGGAUAUGUUGUUUACCACAUGGACCACCACCCUGUCCUCUCACAACACCCAUCUCUACCAUCACAUGGCAGAGACCGGCUGGCACAAGAGGGUACGCACCAGGAGCAGCCAGAACCCAGCCCCCUCAUCGCUGUCAUCGCCGCAAUCAUCGUCAUCCUCGACUGGGAUGAUUUCGCCUCUCAAGCACAAGAGCGCCUCGUUGACCCCUCCCAGUGGGGCCAAGUCACAAGGAUUCACCUUUGCAGGAUCGGCAGGAAAGAGUCCAUCAUCCAGCCAAGGAAGUGAUAGUCCAGCAUUCAAGCAGGUUGGCUCACUGCUUUCACCUCGUAUGAGACCUGUUACUGUUAGAAGAUGCCAAAGGACUGAGAUGCCUUCAUUUCUCUUCAAUACAAUACCAAAGGUUAAUGCCGCACCUCCAAACUUUUACUGCAAGGAUCGGCAUGUAGCCUGCCAACUCUCAAGACUACGGCAUGGUGAUAGCAUAGAAGCCAUGCAGUGUAUUAAGUAUGGUUCACCAGAGAUUUACCAGGAGAGGAGGUCUAAUCUACUCCGACCACCACCUGUAGGAGGUCUCUCAGCUCUCAAACCUCAUUACGGGUGGUCUAAAAUACAGAUACCAGAUAAAGACUAUUUGGUGACAGACUCUGGGAAGAUGCAGGUACUAGAUGACCUCUUAUCUCAGUUAAAAGAUCAAGGUCAUCGUGUCUUGAUCUACUCCCAGAUGACAAGGAUGAUUGACAUCUUGGAGGAAUUUUUAUGGCAUCGUAAACACACCUACAUGAGACUGGAUGGUUCAUCUAAGAUCUCAGAUCGCAGGGACAUGGUAGCUGGUUUUCAGACAAGAUCUGACAUCUUUGUGUUCUUGCUGAGUACCCGUGCCGGUGGUCUAGGCAUCAACCUGACUGCUGCAGACACAGUGAUCUUCUAUGACAGUGACUGGAACCCAACUGUAGACCAACAGGCCAUGGACCGGGCCCAUCGACUGGGCCAGACCAAGCAGGUCACGGUCUAUCGGCUCAUCUGCAAGGGAACCAUAGAAGAGCAUAUACUGGAGAGGGCCAGGGAGAAGAGUGAGAUCCAGAGGAUGGUUAUCACUGGUGGAAACUUCAAGUUAGAUCAACUCAAGCCUAAAGAAGUUGUAUCGCUUCUCCUAGAUGAUGAGGAUAUUGAAAUGAAGUUUCGGAUGAAGCAGUCAGAGAAGAAGAGCACGGAUGACAAAUCUCAAGGCAAAGAAAGAAAACGCAAGAGAGAUAAAGAUGGUGAAAGUGGGAAGGAAGUUGGAAAGAAGGUAAAAUCUGAGGUCAUAUCUGACACUGCUAACUUAUCUCUUGACGGAGAUGAUUCUAUCCUUAGUAUGGAUUCUUCUGCUCCCAGCCCUGUUAGUGUGGUAUCUGUUGGUAGCGAGAGCAACCACGCCCAUUCCUUAUCCUUAACCCCAGUUCCUCAGGAUGAAAACAGUAACGAUGGUCUUAUCAUCGUUGAUGAAUCCUCCCCAAGCCAGUCAAUAGAGGGUGAUGAAUACUCCCCUGCUGGUAAAUCUCGUGUUGGGGUAGGUCGAGGCACAAGGGCCAAGCAGACCCCAGGAGUAUCCAAGAAGAGUAGUCAGAGGAUCGGUAGAAGAGGGAAAGGAAUAGCUGCAGCAGCUAUGGCUGGAGCGAGAGCAGGGGCUGUAGCAGGAACUGCGGCUGCCUAUGCUGCAUAUGGCUUCAAUUUGGUUGGUAAACAAGAAUCCAGUAGUCCAGCAAGUGCCACUCCUUCCAGCAUAGCUACAUCAGAAGGACUCAAGUCUCCAUCAACAGAAUCAAUACCUGGGUCUUCAGUAUCUCCUGCAAAGAUGGCUCCCCAGAUACCUCAGAAACCAGCAUCUGAAGUGAUGACAGCCGGAAAACCUGAGCCAUUGCAAAGCAGAGAUGGUUCAAAGACAGAAGAAAGUAAAUCACCUAGAGAAUCUAGCAUAAGUGAUGGUUCAGUUGGAACAAAGAUCUGUCCCAGGAUAGAAAAAUCCCCUAUAUUGAAAUCAAACUCAGAUGGAACUCAGGUGAAGAACUCACCUCCUAAAGUUUCAAGUCCAGGAAAAGCAUCUCCCCUUGUUAGUCCAAUAAAAGGAGAAAUCAAUGUUAAUUCUACACUCAGGAAGGCACUUGUUUCUGGCAAAGAUGUGACCAUGGUGAAAGGUCAGAUGCCUAACAAAUCAAUCCUGUCAGUGGUAAGUAACCUGAAAGCUGCAGAUCAAGGGAAAACAUCUUACCAUAUCAGUAUAGCCAAGUCUGAUAAGCAUGGUCCUCCCAAAGAAUCUCAUCCAAAUCCUACAUUGCGUGUUCAACAGGCUACUGGACCAUUACCUACUACUGCUGUGCUCAAAGACACAAGACUCUUGGUGACAAGCAACCCUGAAAAAACAGCAAUUCAAGGAAAUGUUGUUCAGCAUAAAAACCCUGAUAACAGUGUGACUAUGAAAAUAGAAUCAGGAAAACAUCCUGGUACCUUGAACACACAGUCUUCGAAAUUGGAAACACAAGCACAGAUGUCUUCAGUGCUGCAGCAAUCAAAACUUAAAAUUAUGGGACAGUCGGGAGAACCACCAAAGUCUCCUAUUCAAUAUUCACCACGUCGUGCCAAGUCGCCUAUUAGCUCUUUUUACCGUAGUGAGUCACCUGUUAGCUCUGGUCGACGUAGCAAAUCUCCUGUCAGUGCUGCAUCUGGCAGCAAAUCUCCUGUUGUGUCUGUCCAGAGCAGCAAGUCUCCUGUAAGUGCCACCCAAACAAGCAAGUCCCCAGUUACCGGUCCCAAUCUUGGGAAAUCCUCUGUUAGUAAAACUCAAAGUAGUGACACUCCCAUUGCUGCUCCUCAGAGCAACGUUUCACCUAUUAGCCCUGUCCAUCGUAACAAGUCCCCCAUCUCUCCUACCAAUGCUUGCAGGUCUCCAGUUAGUGCAGCAUAUCGUAGCAAAUCUCCUGUAAGUGUUGUUAUAACAAACAAAUCUCCAGUUAGCUCAGCACAUCGUAGCAAAUCUCCUGUUAGUGUUACUGUAAUCAGCAAGUCUCCAGUUAGCUCUACGCUGAGCACCAAAUCUCCUGGAAGUGUUUCUCAGAGCAAGCCGACUGUAAGUUCUGCCCACGGUAGUAAAUCUCCUGUGAAUGCUACACAAGGCAGCAGGUCCAUUCUUGGCCUUAAUGCCAACUCCAAAUCCCCUUCUCACAAGAGUCCAGGUAGGCAGUCACCAGGCCAGGUUGCCCCACUAGACCUUAGAGCAAAGCCUGUUACGUCAAGUGGACCACCUACUACCAUACAGAACAGUAGCUGAUCCAAUAUAUCAAAUGCUCGAGGGAAUAUUGGGCAGUGUGCCUAAACCAACAGACCAUGUGGUGUUAUCUACCUCUGUCAUUCAGUUGUGAUUUAGGAGAUGCGAUUCAUUAGAUUUAUAUUAUAGUGAGAAGAUUGUAUACUCAUAAUGUAGGGAAAGCACCCUUUCACCCUUUACGCAUCCAUGCAAUUCCUUCCAGUCAUCCCUGAAUGUAUUCCAUGAAAUCUGUGGACUUUCAAUUUCCAUAUCAAGGCAUAGGCAGGGUUGUUGAAGUAAUUUCCUUUUGAUGUGGAGGUACUUGGAUGCAUAAUCAUGUCAUGACCAGGAGCAAGGUCUGAUUAAAGAUGAAUUAAACCUUGUCUAUGUUGCAUGUUCAUUGAAAAAAAAUACAUGAGUUUUAUUUUUAAAAUCCAAUUAUUUCUUUGUCCUAAGUUGAUGAAAUCCUUGAUGAGGUAAGCCAUUGAUAACUAGAUACAGAAAAGCUAUCUUUGGCAACAACAAAAAAAUGCAUGUCUUGACCUGAAGGUGAGAAGCUUUUAUUUGCAUCUGAAGUUUUGUCAUGUUGCAAUCAUUAAUAUUCAUAAC
Lytechinus variegatus (green sea urchin) is the source of this 7173-nucleotide messenger RNA. Its product is annotated as chromatin-remodeling ATPase INO80-like. Bases 454 to 6588 code for a protein of 2044 amino acids. Gene Ontology annotation, molecular function: ATP hydrolysis activity; ATP binding; histone binding. The transcript has 31 exons. Gene Ontology annotation, cellular component: Ino80 complex. Lineage: Eukaryota; Metazoa; Echinodermata; Echinoidea; Temnopleuroida; Toxopneustidae. Gene Ontology annotation, biological process: DNA repair. The record is from RefSeq and is a predicted model, not a curated record.